Molecule: messenger RNA, 5109 nt
Organism: Trifolium pratense (red clover)
Lineage: Eukaryota; Viridiplantae; Streptophyta; Magnoliopsida; Fabales; Fabaceae
Exons: 3
Coding region: 1-5109 (1702 amino acids)
Source: RefSeq, a predicted model, not a curated record
AUGAGUACAAAGAGAAAACACAUUGAAGAGAUAAGAAGGAAAAAGUUUUCUAUUGGUGGAAAACGAGCAAAUCCUUUGACUGAAGAUCUUCAUCAAGCUGUUAAGAAUCUCUCAGCUGAACUUUAUACCAGAGAUGUUCAUUUUCUCAUGGAACUUAUUCAGAAUGCUGAAGAUAACCAAUAUAUUAAAGGAGUGAGACCAACAUUGCAGUUCAUCAUAACUUCAAAGGACAUAACAGCUACUGGCGCUCCAGCCACGUUACUUAUUUUCAACAAUGAAAAGGGUUUCUCUCGCGAAAACAUUGAGUCUCUCUGCAGUGUUGGACGAUCAACAAAGAAAGGCAAUAGGAGCUGCGGUUACAUCGGUGAAAAAGGAAUCGGUUUCAAGAGUGUGUUUCUAAUUUCUGAUCAGCCUUAUAUUUUUAGCAACGGAUAUCAGAUAAGGUUCAAUGAGAGUCCCUGUCCACAUUGCAGUCUUGGGUAUAUAGUUCCGGAAUGGGUUGAGGAGAAGCCUACCCUUCUUGACAUAAAGCAGAUAUACGGUGGUAGUAAAGAUUCCCUUUCAACUACAACAAUUGUCUUGCCUCUGAAGCCAGACAAGGUAAAUCCUGUGAAACAGCAGCUUUCAAGCAUUCACCCGGAAGUUUUACUGUUCCUUUCGAAAAUUAGACACGUUUCUGUCAGAGAAGAUAAUGACGACCCCAAAAAGAAUUCUGUUACUACUGUAUCUAUUUCAAGCGAGGUUAACUUUGUGACAGUGAAAAACAUGAAUGCGGAGUCUUACACAAUCCAUCUAUCUGUGGGGGAAAAUAGCAAUGUCGACGAAGAGGUAUGCAGCUACUACAUGUGGAAGCAAAAGAUUCCUGUCAAGUUGGAAAAUGUUGUGGAAAGGAGAUCGGGUUUGGAAGAAUGGGUUGUGACAUUGGCCUUCCCACAUCAUGAGCGGUUUCACAAGGAUAAGAGUUUACCAGGUGUUUAUGCAUUUCUUCCUACAGAGAUGGUCACAAAUUUUCCCUUCAUAAUUCAAGCAGAUUUUAUCCUUGCCUCAUCGAGGGAGACAAUUCUUUUGGAUGAUAAGUGGAAUCAAGGGAUACUUGAAUGUGUUCCAUCAGCUUAUAUAAAUGCAUUCAAAACACUUGUCAUGGGAUCAAAUGAAGCUCCAGUAAGCAGCUUGUCUUAUAUGUUAAAGUUUAUUCCAAUUGUUAGUUCUCCUCUUGAGAACUUCAAUCACGUGAGGGAGAAAAUCAGAGAAAUACUGGCUGAAGAAAAAAUUGUUCCUAUUGAGACAUUCUCGAACCAGAAGCACUUCUAUAAGCCUCGUGAAGUUAGCAGGCUACUACCUAAAUUUUGGAAUAUUUUGACGAAGGCCCAGCAGGAAGGAGUAUACUUGCUUGAUCUAUCUUCUCAUGAUGGGGUGAAAAUUUUGAGUUCUUCAUUUGAUAAAAGACAGUAUGAUGACGCACUCAAAUUUUUAGGGGUGAAACAAGUGAAGAUUGAUUGGUAUGCAAGGUGUAUACAGAGUUCUAAUCUUGUGGAUGGAGUAUCAGAAGAUAUCUAUCUUGAGCUUUUACAUUUUGUUGCGAAAAACUGGUCAAGGUUUAAGGACUCGAACAUCUGUAACAUUCCAUUGAUUAAAUAUGUGGUUUCUGACGGGAUUCCAUCGUUUUUCACACUAAAUGAAUGCUUCAAGGGAGUUUUUCUAGCAGACAUAAGUCAGAAUUGUCCUUGUUCUUGGCUGAUCAAUUGGAACAAUGUAUUUACAUUUGCAACAAAGCAGUGUUUUAUGCCUGAAAGCACUCAACAAGCUAUCGCCCACUUUCCCGAUAAGAAAGAUUUGAUGGAUUGGUUGGCAAAAGAUGUUAAUGUUCAUAUUCUUAAUGUGUACAAUUUUGCAGAAAAAGUCUGCCAUUCUAUUGCUAACGACUGCAAGCUUGCCAUUGCAUUUGCUCAUUUCUUAUACCACUCCUUGUCAAAUGAUUAUUUGUCAAGUCUUGAGGUUGAUUCUCUAUGUAGUUUUAUGCCACUUGUGGACAACUAUGGACGAACAACUACAAGCAGAAAUGGGGUUCUCCUUCCUGCAAAUGUGAGCAAAUGGGCAGGCUUGAUUGUUUCUAAUCCAUGGAGAAAUGAGAAUUAUGUUGAGCUAGGAAAGGCGUACCUAAAUCCAAUUUCUUAUGCAGGUCAACAUACGGAUUCGGGGAAGCUUAUUAAUUUCCUCAAAAACCAUGUCAAAGCUUCCGACAUCCCUUAUAUAUCUCCUCCAAAUGCUGGGUUUUCAGCUGCAGAUACACCACUUACCAAAGACAAUGCCUUUUUGCUUUUGGAUUGGAUUCGGAAUAUGAAUAGAAGGGGGGUUGACCUGCCAGAGAUAUUCUUGGAAUGCAUAAAAGGCGGCAGAUGGCUUAAAGUUGCCGGUAAUGGAUAUAUGUCUCCUUCAAAGUCAUUCUUAAUUGGCGCAAAAUUGGGAAAACUUUUGCAGAGUGGUUCGGUUCUUGUUGACAUUCCCUUGGUUGAUGAGAGCUUCUAUGGGAAAAGAAUAAAUAAGUACAAACAGGAGUUGAAAAUAGUUGGAGUGAUGUUCAGUUAUGAGGAAGCAUGCAAAUUCAUUGGAAGAGAGCUAAUGUCUCGUGCAGCUUCUUUCCCUUUAAGUAAUAAUCAUGUUCUUUUGAUGCUUAACUUCAUCCAAUAUCUCAGGACAAGUCUUCUUCCUUUGAACGAAUUUUUGGACAGCAUCAAAGAGGGAAGUUGGCUAAAGACAUCACAUGGUUUUAGGUCUCCAGUGGGAUCUGUAUUGGGUGGUAAAGGAUGGAAAGUUGCAUCUGAAAUUAGUGAUAUACCAUUCAUUGAUCAUGCUUAUUUUGGUGAGGAAAUAUAUAACUACAAAGAGGAGCUCAAGUUGCUGGGAGUGAUAGUUGAUUUACAUGGAAAUCACCAAGUUGUUACACAGCAUUUAAAAUCACCCUCAAAUUUGGCCUAUUUGACAGCUGCGGCUGUUCUUUUGAUAAUGGAAUGCAUCAAAUGCUCAAAUGUCCCUACUGAAGUCUUAAAUUCAAUACAGGGAGUGAGCUGCUUGAAGACAAACAUGGGUUUCAAAGCACCAAGUGAAUGUUUUUUGUCUGAUCCAGUUUGGGGCUGCAUUUUGGAGGUAUUCGAUGGUCUUCCUGUUAUUGAUCAUAAAUUUUAUGGGGAGAAGAUUUUCAGUUACAAAGAUGAAUUGAAGAAAACAGGGGUAGUGGUUGAUUUUAUGGAUGCUAUCAAACAAUUUGCCAGUCUCUUCGAACAAAAGGCAUUGGAAACUUCAAUUAACCAAAAACAUGUUAUGUCAUUACUCUCUUGUUACAGGCUGCUGAAGGGAACUGACUAUAGUUUUCCUUCAAAUAUCUUAACCAUGAUAUGUGAAAUGAAAUGGUUGCAUACUACGGUUGAUGGUCUUAGGUGCCCAAUAAAAUGCAUUUUAUAUGGUCCCGAGUGGAAAUCAAUAUCUUCUAUAACUUGUCUCCCUUUCAUUGAUUACAGUGACAAAAGUUGUUGUAUGAAAAUACAAGAGUACAAGGCAGAGCUGAAAAGCAUUGGCGUUGUUACUGCAUUUAAAGAUGGAGUGAGGUUUGUACCUGAAUGUCUGAAUUUUCCUUCAAAUCCAUCCACUAUUACUCCUAAAAGUGUGUUUUCUUUGCUGGAAUGCAUCCGACUUCUAAUGCAAGUUCACAAACUUGCAAUAGACGAUGAUUUCAAAAAAAGGUUGUCCAAAAAUUGGUUGAAGACACAUGCUGGUUAUAGGCCUCCAGAGAGGUGUUUGUUGUUGUUUGAUUCCAAGUGGAGUUCAUUCCUGAAUCCAACUGAUGGGCCUUUUAUUGAUCAGAAUUUUUAUGGACCUGAAAUUGCAUCUUUCCAGAAAGAACUCAAUGCAAUAGGGGUCAUUAGUGAAGUUGAGAAAGGGUGCUCUUUGCUUUUCAGUCACCUCAAGUCUCUCUCUGGUCAUGGUACCAUUGUGAAAAUAUAUAAGUAUUUAUAUGAACACAAAUGGCAACCUGAGGAGAAAGCCGCAAAAAACAAUAUUUGGAUUCUGGAUGGAACUAAAGGUGGCAAGUGGGUUGAUUCUGAAGAAUGCAUCAUACAUGACCCUGCUAAACUUUUUGGUUCAAAAUUUUAUGUUCUUGAAGAUAUCUAUGAUAGGAAUAUCCUUGGUUUUUUCAAUACAUUGGAAGUCAAGAGAAAGCCCUCACUAGAUGAUUAUGUUAACCUUUGGAAUGAUUGGGGGAGUUCAGUGAGGCAAUUGUCAUAUGACGAGUGCUGCAAGUUUUGGACGACUAUCUCCAAACAAUUGAGCGCAAAAGAAGAGAAAAAACUUUCUGAGAGUUUGAUGAAACUACCUGCAACAUCUAGAAAUAAUAAAAUAUAUCUGAUAGAUAAGCAAGAUGCUUUUAUUCCUGAUAACCUACACAUGAAGAAGCUUUUUGAGAUGGAAAGAGUUUUUGUAUGGUAUCCUAAGCAUAACUUAACACCAUCAUUGAGGUGUGAAUUAUCUGAUAUUUAUAGAAAGAUUGGUGCUAGAAAUAUCUCUGAAUCAUUAUGCAGAGAAGAAUCAUCCUUAGUGAACGAUGGUGUUAAACUGAAGCAUGUUGAUCCAAAUGAAAUUUUCAACUUAAAGGGGUUGGUUAAGCUUAUUCUUGGUUUUCUUGCUUGUUCUAGCUUGGAAAUGGAACCAAAAAAGAGACAUGAAGCUGUUCAAACUCUUCUCAGCUUGAGUUUCCAUGAGACAAAGGAGCCAAUCAAUGUAAGCUAUAGUUUACUAUUAUCAAAUGGGGAAACAAUUACAAAGAAAGCAAACAAAAGGGUACGUUGGGAAAGACAAAGUUCUAUGUUUAUAAUCCAGAAGAUGGAUAGAGAUCGCAGUGAUGCAAUGAAACAUGCUACAAAUUUCGCCGAAGCAAUAUCUGAAGGUGUUUUGCGUGAAUAUCAUGAUCAUGUUCCUGCACUCUCUGACCUAAUCACAUCUGGUUUUUUUCUGAAAUUUAAAAAUGAAGAAAUUGAUUUUCUAAUGGAAUCCAAGAAUCUGCAGAUUGAGUAUGAGGAUGAGGAGUUCCUCCUUUCUGCCUUCGCUUCCGGCUAA